GCCCCUUUUCGUCUAAAUUACUAAAAAAACACUUUGCAUCUAAAUUCUAUCUUAUUCCAAUAGCAUUAAAGAUGUUCAGUUGUCGACUUUAUCGUGUAACAUAAUAGAAAAUAGUAAAAAUAGUCUCAGUCGUAUUAAAAAAUGACGACACUAGGGAAAUAUUUUCAAUUGGUCAAAACAAAGGGAAAUACUAUUGAAGACGCAUGAAUGGACUGCGUUGCGUAGUGUGUUAAAACUAGGCGAACGCCCCACCAGACUUUAAUUGUGUCACAGAAACAGUUAAAAGAUCUAGUUAAUGUGAUUAUAGUGCUCAACAAUGGCUGCAGCGUUCGACUCGCCGAAAUACCGAAACAGUUUAAUAUGCUGCAGCCCAGGAACUGCGGACGCUUACUCGAAAUCAUCCUCAUCGACCUCGGGUUGUGUCUCAGCUGAUGAGAGCUACGAUUCCUUAAAUCAAGUACCUAAAACGAUCGCGAUAAAAAAAUUAAAAAUUCAUAGCACAGCGACGAAGGAAGAAGUCGAAAAGGCGAUAAAACAAUGCAAGGAAUUAAUUCUAAACAGCCAACAGUGUUCCGAUGAGCGUAAAUGGCUGGUUAGAUAUCUAGUCGAGCUGCGAUUACGUCUAGAAGAUAUUAAGGACACGGAUGGACAGCCUAGAUUAGGCGUGUGCAUAAAAGGUCACCAUUUUAAGCAACAAACGACGCCUCAGAACAGAAAACAGUACUGCGACCAUUGUAGUGGUGUAAUAUGGAGUAUUGUACAAAGCUCGUAUAUUUGCAGCGACUGUGGCUAUUUAUGUCAUUACAAAUGUGUAGACUACAUUUGCAGAGUCUGUGCGCAUGUUGUUAUGACGGAUAAGGGGCAGUUUGAGAUGGAUAUCUGUCCGGAAAAAGGUUUAGCAUCUCAAGACUAUAAAUGUGCUGAAUGUGCAACAGCGCUGACCUUUAAAGACACUUGGAACGAGCCACGGCUAUGUGACUAUACUGGGUUAUACUUCUGCGCAACAUGCCAUUGGAACGAUCAAUCCGCGAUACCUGCUAGAGUUGUACAUAAUUGGGACUGGGACAAGCAUUACGUAUCACGUCUCGCCUUCCAGAUGUUAAAUCUAGCUUGGAAUCUGCCUUACAUAGAUAUAGAGAGCAUCAAUCUGAAGCUGUUUAACUUUAUAGCGGAACUUGAAUGGGUGCAUAAGAUGCGGAAAGACCUUGAAUGGAUGAGGAGAUACUUAUGUGCCUGUCCAGAGGGCUCCGCUCUUCUUUCACCAUUGUUUAUGCAGCUAGGUGACAUAAAUAAAAAGUACAGUAUGGCACAUUUGCAAGCGAUUAAUGACGGGACUCUAGAAACAAAGCUAACAGAGUUGACUGAAGUCUGCCGCACUCACAUAACCAACUGUAGUUUAUGCUCAGGAAAGGGCUAUUUAUGUGAAAUUUGUAGUAAUAAUGAGAUUAUCUAUCCAUUUGACAGUGGGGCCAUAAUGUGUAACAAAUGUAACACCAUGUUACACCGUGUCUGCUGGCUCCGCAAGGGACAGAAAUGCCCUAAAUGUGUCCGUCUAGAAGAACGUAAGAAACUACAUGUGGUUACCGACGAAGCUGACACAACCGCUGAACACGAAUAUGACAUCGACAAAUUUGUUGAAUGAUUUGACAUGUAUAUUUUAUUUUCUACAGAUGUAGUGCAUAUUUUCCAUUGUAUUUUCACGGAGAUGUACCCCUCUUGCUAUUUCAAUCAGUCUUGGUACAAAAAGUACUGAGGUUGACUGAAGUAGCAUGACAAAUAUGAACCUUUCCGAGAAUAUGAUGGAAAACAAUUAUGCACUACUUUUGUACCUUAUUUUUGCCAAACUAACAUUUAUAAGUCAUUGAACUUGUAAAAUAUACAUGCAAUUUUGUAAACUAACAUUUUAAAUGGUGCUGUACAUUUUAGCAAUAAAAUAUGUUCAAAGCUUUAAAUAAAUGGCUUAAUUAAUUAUGAAAAGAGGUUCACAACUUGGAAUUACUUUUAGCUUCCUCAAAUAUAGUUUAGACUAAAAUAUUAACUCACUUUUAUAUUUUAAAUUAUACUAUUUAAUGAUUAAUGAUCUAAACCAUGUAUUAAUUGAUACAUAUAAUUAAAAAAAAAUCAUUUUAUGUUAUUUAAUUUUGGCUUUUUGUGUAAGUAUAAUCUUUUGACCACUAAUAAUUUGUUUAUUGUACUUUCAAUGUAUUUAACUAUUUUUUAUUUACUUUUUUUUGACAUAAAAAUUAUUUAUGGCCUGGCGCUGAUCUAAAAGUCCUCAUCAGAGAUAUCAGACCAAAAAAAGAUACUCAUAAUCAUCUGAAUAUGAUUACCAUCAAGGAUUUACAUAGCACAUUGUGUUCAAUCAAUAAUUCUAGAGCAUACAUCUAUUAUCUAUAUUUGAUGAUAUUGUUAAAAUAAAAUAACAUCAGCCUUGCUUGAAUUUAUAUGUAGAUUUAAAAAUUGGACUUCCAAUAAAGGUUGACACGGUAGAAUGUAAACAUUUAUUUAUAGUGACAUUGUUGUGUUUAUGUAUUUGUAUUAGCCAGGGGUCGGCAAACGGCGGCUCUUUGAAUGUACAAUUACGGCACUUUAAGCCAAAAAAUGACACUUGAGAGUUCUUAGACCACUGAAAGUAACACUUGUGGAUCUUUGAGCUACAUAUUAUUGCUGAUCUUUGCUGGGCUUGGCUCUUUCUAAAAAGUUUGCCGACCCCUAUAUUAGACCAUACAAAUGUCAAGGGAAUAGACGGCCUGUGAUUUUGUAUGUAUGUUGUUCCAUUAUCUCAUAUGUUAAUGUUAAGUUAGAUAUUUUGUUAAAUUUAUAUUUACAGUAAAAUAUUAAAACUAUUACAAUAAAA
This is a messenger RNA of Cydia splendana, 2857 nucleotides long. It is a transcript of the gene DEF8, whose product is annotated as differentially expressed in FDCP 8 homolog. Lineage: Eukaryota; Metazoa; Arthropoda; Insecta; Lepidoptera; Tortricidae. The record is from RefSeq and is a predicted model, not a curated record. The transcript has a single exon. The coding region runs from base 317 to 1642 and encodes 441 amino acids.